UGCGAGCACGGGCGGGUCCGAUCGAGAUGCAAGGGAUGCGGGGGCAGCAGCAUAUGCGAGCACGUGCUGGUGCGAUCGGGAUGCAAGGGAUGCGGGGGCAGCAGCAUAUGCGAGCACGGGCGGGUCCGAUCGAGAUGCAAGGAGUGCGGGGGCGGGAGCAUAUGCGAGCACGGGCGGCGGCGAUCGGUAUGCAAGGAGUGCGGGGGCGGGAGCAUAUGCGAGCACGGGCGGGUCCGAUCGGGAUGCAAGGGAUGCGGGGGCGGCAGCAUAUUCGAGCACGGGCGGCGGCGAUCGAGAUGCAAGGGAUGCGGGGGCAGCAGCAUAUGCGAGCACGGGCGGGAGCGAUCGGUCUGCAAGGAGUGCGGGGGCGGCAGCAUAUUCGAGCACGGGCGGGAGCGAUCGAGAUGCAAGGGCUGCGGGGGCAGCAGCAUAUGCGAGCACGGGCGGGAGCGAUCGAGAUGCAAGGGAUGCGGGGGA
Messenger RNA from Guillardia theta CCMP2712, 477 nucleotides. RefSeq lists its product as hypothetical. NCBI's taxonomy places the organism in Eukaryota, Cryptophyceae, Pyrenomonadales, Geminigeraceae. The annotation marks the transcript as partial. The record is from RefSeq and is a predicted model, not a curated record. The transcript has a single exon.